AUGUCUACCGAAACGUCUCCUAGCUCUGUUCACCGCAGGACCCUGUUCAAGGUCCCAGAUCGGGACAAUCAGCAGAAGCUUAUUGAGGCGUACCGCGUGUUGAUGAAGGACCAGGUCAAGGACGGAAAACCUUAUAUCCUCCGCUCCGUGACCGGAAUAGCCAAAGAUGACCCGCGCUCCAGGAACUACACAGUCAUCUCAGACAUGUGGUUCGCCAACCUCGACGACAUGAAGUACUACGACACCGAGUGCCCGGCGCACGCGGCGCUGAAGACUGCAAUAAAGGAGUAUCUUGCAGAGCCGCCGCUAGUCAUUUGCACGGAUGGACCUUCUGGACUUGUGGGCUAA
This is a messenger RNA of Chaetomium strumarium, 348 nucleotides long. RefSeq lists its product as uncharacterized. The coding region runs from base 1 to 348 and encodes 115 amino acids. The transcript has 3 exons. Lineage: Eukaryota; Fungi; Ascomycota; Sordariomycetes; Sordariales; Chaetomiaceae. The record is from RefSeq and is a predicted model, not a curated record.